Coniophora puteana RWD-64-598 SS2 is the source of this 2625-nucleotide messenger RNA. RefSeq lists its product as uncharacterized. The transcript has 9 exons. Lineage: Eukaryota; Fungi; Basidiomycota; Agaricomycetes; Boletales; Coniophoraceae. The record is from RefSeq and is a predicted model, not a curated record. The coding region runs from base 1 to 2625 and encodes 874 amino acids.
AUGUCCUCCCGCAUCACCAGAGCGUCCAAUGCUGACAAGCAUCCCGGAGACAUCGUCAAAGCGUUCAACCGCCGGACCACCGAAGAAGUCGAGCUCCAGAAGAAGCAGAAGAGAGCAGCCCAAGACAAGAAGGACGCCGACUUGAAGCGCUCACAACGACGUGUUGCUGACAUGGAAAAUGAGUUAGCCAAAAAGCGUGCGAGAGAGGUUGCCCACGCACCGGUUGCACCGGCAAUCCCAGCCCUCAAACAGAAGGUGAACCCCCAUGCUGCUGCUGCUACUGCUGUCAACAGCAACAACAGCGACAUAGACAGGGCGGUGUCCAACGUGCCUUCUGGGACCAAGACGAAGGGGAAGAAGUCCAACGCCACCAGCGGCAGCACAAACGACGGCAAGACAAAGGCCAUGCCUAAGACUGCGAAGCCAAAGCCAAGGCAGAGCAAGGUGCCAUUAGCCAUUGACGAUGGUGCCGAUGAAUCUGAUGGCGCUGAAGAGGCUGUCAACGACAUCGACAAAUCAGCACCCAAGCCCGUCGCUCGGAAGCCAGGCAAGAAGGCAGCCAAGAAGACUAUCAACGGAGGUGAAGAUAGCGCCAAGGCCAACAGUGGGUUGGAGAUUGAGGAGCCAUUGAAGGUUGUGAGGAGGAGUGUAGCACAAAAGGCGACUUUCCGCAAUGGAGUGGACACGACGAGGAUAGAGGCACAGUCCAAGACCGGUGCGGAGAUACCAGUCGUCGCCGCAAAAGGCAAGUCUGGUGCUCCGACAACCCGCGCCAUUGGCUUCAAGACGGAUGUCAAGAAGUGGUCCGCGUCUGUUGCCGCUCGUGGUCCGCCUGCUUCGGUGUCGACGACCUCUCGCUCCCGCAACUUUCUUACCAGUGCCAAGUCUUCUACUCUCGCUCCCCAAUCCAUCACCACGUCAAAAUCAGUCCAACCCGGCCCCAAGGCUACAUCCAAACCCAAGCCCACACAGAAGCAGCAUCAUCCCGAGCCCGAGCCCGAGCUCCCCAACGAAGAUGAGGACGGGGGUUUUGGGCUCUCGGAGGAUAACGCUGAGGAUUUAGCCCGGGAACGGGCAAGUAUUCGCACCCAGGCAGGUGGCCGAGACGUUGUGGAACUUUCUAGUCCCCCACCAAGCCCUUCGCCUGAUUUGGAGGUAUCCUCCUCAGACUCCCCCCUCUCGCUCCCUCGCCCGUUCACUCAAGUGCCCCGUGAGCACCUCCCAUCUCCUCCCGAGGACGUCACGUCUCCUCUCGAGCGUCUCUCCCCCGUUUCCGAAGACAUCACGUCCCCCUCCGAACACCACGUCUCCUCCCGACCCAACAAGCGUCGUCGUGUAGAGAGUGGAGAUGAAGAGGAUGAUCAGGGAGAGCAGGCGGAAUUAAAUGUGGAACAGGAUGAGGAGCAUGAUGAGGACGCUGCACCUGACUCCAAGCCCGAAAUCCAGCCCGCUGCAAAACCUAAGCCUCGCACUACGAACAUGGCCGAUGUCGAGAUCCAGGCUGCGAAGCGCCUCAAGAACAUCUCAGGCAAGGCUGUCGUUACCAAACCCGAGAAGGCCGCCUGCGCUGGCAAGGACACUGUUGCAAACAGUGCGAAGAACGAUGAUGCUGCCGACAAGAGCAAGGACAGCAGCAAGCACAAGAAGAAGCACAGUAAGGACACAUUACCUGCGCACGCUCGCAACAACAACAGGUGGGCUCGUGUUUUCAUCCCGACAUUCCUCGCCUGGCUUGCUUGCCAGAAGGAGGUGUGGGGUCCCUCAAACAAGAAGGUUCUCGCGGCCCUUCGAAAUGUCUGGCACGCGGUUUACAACGAAGAUCUACCAUCGGAGCAGGACUCGAUUCGCGGGGCUGUGUUUACCCUGUGUAAGCAGAGAGCCAAUGAAUGGCGCAGCAACUUCGGCUCCACCGCUACCUCCGUCCUCUCGCUUUCGUUUGCCGACGAAGGUAUGUUUGGCAACGACGAGGCAGAGUCGCAGCGAACGGAAUACGCCGCUGGACUGCUUGUCGGUAAUGCCUUCAUGUACGAGAACGUCCCCGAGGACGGGUCAAAACCCAGCGGCAACUUCAGGAGCCCGCUGUAUGCAAGCGUUCUCGCUACCCAUCGCGCCGCUAUUCGCGGCCGCAUUAGAGUUCCCGAAUACGACGACGAGCAAGAUGACUACGUUCCGCGUGGGGCCCUGACACUUGCAUGUGCCGCGACUGAGCGCGCGUGUCAGCUUGGUUCCAACAACCAGCUAGGUGACCUCGAGUCAGUCGUCGAAGACUUGGUCACCUUCCAGGCUAGCGGUAGCUCGGGUUGCCCCAUCUUGAAGGCCAAGAGCCUCCUCCAGACGCACUCAAAGGGUCGCAAGCAGGUCAAUGAGCGUACGGGCAAGCCUUCGACCACCCUCGGGAAUUUCUCGGAGGCAAACUGGAAGUGGGCGACGGACCUGUAUUGGUCGAGCAUCGAGCGCAUGGGAGAUAAUUACCUUGCUGACGCAUUCAAGGCAACCGAGGCGCAUGCCCGCAGCCUGAAGAGAGGCGACGAGGACGAGGAAAUGGAUGACGUCGCGCAUUCGGAUCCCCGUGCGAUGCUGGAAGAGAAUUGUAAUAUUCUCCUCCGCUUUUCGUAUACCUACUAA